AUGGGUGACGUCAUCUUCAAUAAUGUGCGACAAUGCGGACAUGCAAAGGCAGUUUUCCAGAUGUUCUUGAAUCUCUUCCAGGUGACUGGGUCCAACAAGGGCGUGGGGUUUGCCGUCGUCAGAGCGUUGUGUAAAAGCUACCAUGGGGACGUCUUUCUCACAUCUCGAGGGGUAGGUCGUGGCCAAGCAGCCAUCGCUGACCUAAACAAGGAAGGCUUGCAGCCCAAGUUCCAUCAGCUAGACAUCAACGACCGGUCAAGUGUAGAUCAGUUGAAGUCCUUCCUACAGACCACCUACGGGGGAUUGGAUGUCCUGGUCAACAAUGCCGGAAUAGCAUACAAGAAAGCUCACCCAGCCCCUUUCUCGGAGCGUGCUGAAGUUACGUGUAAGACGAACUUCUGGGCCACCCUGGAUGUUUGCCGUGUUCUGUUCCCCCUGCUCCGACCUCACGCCAGCAUUCCACCAUGUCACUCAACCAUCACAGAAUGUUCUACCGCUGUUCAAGGUCGCUUCAAGGACCCUAGCCUGACAAUGAACGGUCUGGAGAAGAUCAUGCAGAAGUUUGUUGAUUGUGCUCUUCUAUGUGCAGUAUUGUCAAGGCAGGUAAACACCAGAACCAUGGAUUCCCAAACACGUAGGGCGUCAUGUCCAAGAUCGGGGUCCUUCAUCCAAGACAGAGAAAUCAGGAAGGACUCAAGAGAGGACAUCGUCAUCAAUACGUGCUGUUCGGGCAGCGUGACAACAGACAUGUCAAGUCACCAAGGCACAAAGACUAUCGAUGAAGGUGAGCAGUUUUGCAGGACAUAUUCAGAAACACCAGGCUGUGAUGUAGUUUGUGUUCCUGUCCAAGUAUGA
Haliotis rufescens (red abalone) is the source of this 855-nucleotide messenger RNA. Its product is annotated as carbonyl reductase [NADPH] 1-like. Gene Ontology annotation, molecular function: carbonyl reductase (NADPH) activity. The transcript is spliced from 7 exons. Lineage: Eukaryota; Metazoa; Mollusca; Gastropoda; Lepetellida; Haliotidae. The coding region runs from base 1 to 855 and encodes 284 amino acids. The record is from RefSeq and is a predicted model, not a curated record.